This is a messenger RNA of Fimicolochytrium jonesii, 2115 nucleotides long. RefSeq lists its product as uncharacterized. The record is from RefSeq and is a predicted model, not a curated record. The transcript is spliced from 9 exons. NCBI's taxonomy places the organism in Eukaryota, Fungi, Chytridiomycota, Chytridiomycetes, Spizellomycetales, Powellomycetaceae. Bases 1 to 2115 code for a protein of 704 amino acids.
AUGCCCCAUUCCCCAUUCCGUGCAUUCCCCGUUCCCCAACACAAUCACGAAACAAGGAAAAUGCUGGUCAAAAGUUCGCCAUUUAUUGAUCCGCAAUUAGGCAUCCGCAAUCUGGCUCAUCUGCUGAAACAUCGAUAUCACAAUCACGUCCUUGCCCGCCAUUAUUUUCUGCCACUGCCGCACCUUCCUACCCUUCCUACCCUUCUUCCGCCGUCACCGGGUCUGUCCCUCAUCCGGCACAUCGGCAGCAGCUACCCACAAACCAACCCUCCCCACAAACCAUAUUGUGCUGCUGUCAUGGAUACCAUGGAACCAAUUUCAAUGAUUCCAAUUCCUGAUGGAUUCGUCAACGCAAUUAUGCGAGGAGUCCGCUCAGCACUUGCUUCGGUUUUCUGCGUCUCCGGUGCAUCAAAGCAAGGCAGCACCGCUGAAUCGCCUGAAUGCACCGCUGAAUCGCCGGAAUCGCCUGAGCCGCCCGUCAUGCUUGGCAACAAGCAAUUCAAACGCAAAGCGGAAUCGCCUGAACCGCCCGUCAUGCUUGGCAACAAGCAAUUCAAACGACCCCAUUUGGGUUUGGGCAAAACUAGACCCCAUUUGGGUUUGGGCAAUUACGAUACUGGUAGCCCAGUUCCGCAACGUACCCGACUCUACUGUCAAUCUACUCCUACUUCGACGGCCGGCCAGAAGCUUACCCGUGCCGACUCGAAACAGCUCCUGCAGGAACAACAGGACAACUUUAGAGCCAUGUUCGACAACUUUCUAUCAUCGCUUGGUGAUACCAUCGGUCCGCUCGUGAGGGAUAUCAUUCAGGAUGAACUACGUUCGCAAUUGGGCAGGACUCCGGUGGACCUCACCGACAUGACAGCCAGCACUUCAGCCACUUCAGCGGCACGACCAAAUGCAACCAAACCCGCCAGGAGAGUACCGAAGGGGCUCAAUCAGUUAGUCAAAGAGUUCCUCAACGGCUUUAUACCUGGGUAUUCAAGUCUCACACCCGCCAACGUGACCAAGUAUGGCGCUGGAAACACCAGGGCCAGGCAGCUGUUGACCGACCUCACCGAUCCUCAUCGAACGAGGCCACAGUUUGCGGCAGUAGAGGACGCCAUCUUGAGCUUCAUGGAAUAUGAGCCCCAGAUACACCAGCAUAGUCUCGCCAAAGUGACGGAGGAACUCCUCUCGGUCAUCCGCAACCGAAUCACCAAUAUGAAAGCUGGGCGAAUCAAGGCCUCAUCUACAAACAGGCAAUUGGUGCAGGAAUCGUAUAUAUUCCGUUGUGAAAACUUCUAUCCCCACUACUACCACAAGCGCUUGUGGGUCUUUACAAUGUUUUGUUUUUUCAUGCAUAUGGGAACGUUUAUGCAUCAAUAUAUGCGUAAAUAUACCCGCGGGCUGAUUAAACAGAAGCAGGAGAGUUUCAAUUAUACCCACAACAAUGCUUUCACUUCCCAUGCCACAUAUGUACACAUUCCUUUCAACGUCCGCGUCUCUAGCCUCUCUAUCCAUAUCAACCCAGCAGCCAUGGUCAGAUAUACCAUCACGCGACCUGUGGGUCGGUUGAAAAAUUUCAUUCAACGGCCCAAUGGGACAGCGGACGAGGACUGGGACAGUACCGUCAGGACCGUAGUAGAGGUGUUUCAAAGCCGUGCCAAGUUUGUGUCUGACACGGUCUUCUGUGCCUGGCAUUUACUUGGCAUCUAUCUGAGGAGUGAGGCGGAUACCUUCCUGGACCUUCUCAAUGACAAUCCCUCAGUCAUGCCACCAAAUACCGAUCAUCGUUAUCGGAAGGGGCUCACAUCAAUGUGCGUUGAUGCCUGUCGCAUCAUUGCAAUGGAUGGCAACCGGCAUAUGGAGGAUCAAAAUCUUUGGAACACCUACAUCCAAAAGCUCAAGCCCACCAUGAUGAGUGGGUAUCAAUUUCCUGAGGACGCCCUGCUCCCAAACCCACCUGUCCCAGGUGCCACCUUCAUCUUUUGCAACAAGGUCUUGCGUGUUCGCGGAGCUGAGGUUGGGGAUCGCUGGACAGAUCAUUUAUCACAAAUUACACUGGUCGCAUACACCCUGGCAGCGAAUUUCAAGACUCAUAUCAGGUACUCGAAGGGCAAAUCAAUCUUGUGA